AUGGCCCGCCAAGUUGUGCAUGUGCAUCCUAAUGUGGCGGUCGUUCCGAGAACGAGCGGUCACUCAACUCCGUCACACAUGUUCUUACGUUCAGAGAUUUCUUUAAUAAAGCAGGGCCUUCGAGCUGUCCCCGACACUACAGCCAGUGGAGGCACGCUCACGUGCACCUCAGAGAAGGCAGCCGGAGGCUACAGCCCGAUCGGAAUGACAUUGGGUAGAGCCGAUAGGGGAGGGGAGGGCGUUGAACUCUCCCAGACCAGUUCUUCGAGCUCCCCUCGUCUUCUUGUUGCACUUCCAGCUCCUUCCAUCGGCCAGGCUCGCUUACAGAGGUUACAGAGGUUCGACAAUUACCGACAGAGAUAUCGAGACAACGAAGAUAACCAGAACCGCAAGGCGACCUUGAUAGGGUCAUUCAUCGUGUCGCCGGAAGGUAGCGAGUGUAGGGAACCCGGAAGUGACAACAGAUGCACUCAUUAG
Molecule: messenger RNA, 477 nt
Organism: Nezara viridula (southern green stink bug)
Lineage: Eukaryota; Metazoa; Arthropoda; Insecta; Hemiptera; Pentatomidae
Source: the annotation of a GenBank genome assembly